Molecule: messenger RNA, 804 nt
Organism: Fusarium keratoplasticum
Lineage: Eukaryota; Fungi; Ascomycota; Sordariomycetes; Hypocreales; Nectriaceae
Exons: 3
Coding region: 1-804 (267 amino acids)
Molecular function (GO): oxidoreductase activity, acting on the CH-OH group of donors, NAD or NADP as acceptor
Source: RefSeq, a predicted model, not a curated record
AUGUCUCGCUUUACUCCUCAGCUGGCCGGCGCUCACGUCCUCGUGACAGGUGGUCGUAAAGGCAUUGGAAAGGUCAUCACUGAAACCCUUCUUGCCGAGGGAGCCAAUGUCUCGUAUUGCUCACGAAAUGUCACCGGUGAAGAGUUUGCGACUUUCAAGGGUGCAAUCGGGGGAGCACGUGCUGUUGGCACAAGUGUUGAUAUUGCCGACCCUGAGUCAAUCAAGGCUUGGGUUGAAAGCGCCGCCGAAACUUUUGGCGGGAUUGAUAUCGUUGUUGCAAAUGCCUGCCCAAAGUACACCGGCCCAGCUAUCGAGGAGUGGCAAAAGAGCUUUCAGGCCGACGUGAUUGGUCUUAUUAGCCUCAUCCAUGCCGUAACUCCUCAUCUGGAGAAGCGAGACGGUGCCGGCUCCAUCAUCGUCAUCAGCUCCCUCGCCGGGUUUGAGGCGAGGCACCCAGCACACACUGGCCCAUACACGACAUUGAAGCGAGCCCAGGCAACCUUGGCCAAGGACUUUUCGCGUGUUCUCGGUCCUAAGGGUAUCAGAAUCAAUUCGAUUGUCCCAGGGACCAUCGACUCUCCGGCGACGAUCCUACCUGAUGGAACUGAGGAGCCAAGCACCUUUCAGGAGGUCAUGACAGCCAACCCAACCUUCCUAGAGAGCCUGCUAGCGAGCAUCACUCUGGGAAAGAUUGGUCACGCUCAGGAUGUUGCCAAUGCCGUGGUAUUUCUUGGCAGUCGGCUUUCGAGCUACAUCACAGGUACCAACUUGAUCAUCGACGGCGGCAUUUCCACUACUCUUUGA